Messenger RNA from Cladophialophora immunda, 1545 nucleotides. RefSeq lists its product as uncharacterized. Lineage: Eukaryota; Fungi; Ascomycota; Eurotiomycetes; Chaetothyriales; Herpotrichiellaceae. Gene Ontology annotation, molecular function: oxidoreductase activity, acting on paired donors, with incorporation or reduction of molecular oxygen; monooxygenase activity; heme binding. The transcript has 2 exons. The record is from RefSeq and is a predicted model, not a curated record. Bases 1 to 1545 code for a protein of 514 amino acids.
AUGUUUGUGGCCUCGUUCAUCUCGCCGUGGGCGCUCCUUCUGCUGCCAGUCCUCUACUUCCUCCUUCCAUAUCUCCGGAACUGGUCUCUCUUGAAGGUUCCUGGCCCCCUGCCGGCCGCUCUCUCAAACCUAUGGUUGAUGUAUCAAUGCCGGCGGGGACGAAGGUACAAGGUUGUCGACGACCUGCACAAGAAAUACGGCAAGGUCGUGCGUAUUCAGCCGAAUCAUGUCUCGAUCGCGGAUGACAGCGCCAUCAACACCAUCUACGGCCAUGGUAAUGGAUUCCUUAAGAGUGAAUACUAUGACGCCUUCGUCUCCAUCCGCCGCGGCCUGUUCAACACCCGCGACAGGGCAGAGCACACUCGCAAGCGCAAAGUCGUCUCUCACACCUUCUCGGCCAAGUCCAUCGGCCAAUUCGAACAGUACAUUCACGCCAACUUGGAGCUGUUCGCGCAAAAGUGGAGAAACCUCGCCAACAACAAGAAGAACCCGCAAACCGGCUACGCGUCCAUUGAUUCCUUGCACUGGUUCAACUACCUCGCCUUCGACAUCAUUGGCGACCUUGCAUUCGGACAGCCCUUCGGCAUGCUGGAGAAAGAGAAGGAUAUUGCCGAGAUCCGUAAGUCCCCGGACGCUCCGCCAACCACUGCCCCGGCAAUUGAAGUCUUGAACCGUCGAGGUGAGGUGUCAGGCACAUUGGGCUGCCUGCCACAAUUGAAACCCUACGCCAAAUAUCUGCCCGACCCCUUCUUUAGCCAAGGCGUUGAGGCCGUGGAGAACCUGGCGGGUAUCGCCAUUGCUCGAGUCAAGCAGCGACUGGAGAACCCCAACACUGACCGAGUGGACCUCCUUGCCCGUCUCAUGGAAGGCAAAGACGCCAACGGCGAAAAACUCGGGCGCGAAGAACUGACCGCCGAGGCCCUCACGCAACUCAUUGCCGGAUCCGAUACCACUUCCAACACCGCCUGCGCCAUCUUGUACUACGUUGUACGCACCCCGGGUGUCCUCGAGAAUUUGCAAAAAGAACUUGAUGCAAACAUUGGCCCGGGCGUCCCCCAGUACGAGCAAGUUAGAGACCUCGAGUACGUGCAAUGGGUGAUCAACGAGACCAUGCGCAUCCACUCCACCUCCUCACUUGGCCUUCCCCGUCUCACUCCCAUGCCGACACCUGACAACCCAAAUCCCAAACCUGUCGAAAUCCUUGGCUACACCUUUCCUCCCGGGACCGCCCUGUCUGUCCCCUCAUACACGAUUCACCACUCCAAGGAAAUUUGGGGCUCUGACGCCGACGACUUCGUCCCCGAGCGCUGGUCUGAAAAGAGACUUACGCCGCGACAAAAGGAGGCCUUCAUCCCAUUCUCUGUUGGCCCCAGGGCCUGUGUCGGCCGAAAUGUCGCCGAAAUGGAACUGAAAUGCAUGGUCGCGACGGUAUUCAGGAACUUCGAGUUCCGAGAUGAGCAUGACGGCCCCCUGCAGACAAGGGAGGGCUUCCUCAGAAAGCCAUUGGGAUAUAAUGUUGGCAUUCGGGUAAGAGCUAAUGCUUGA